Molecule: messenger RNA, 3035 nt
Organism: Carassius gibelio (silver crucian carp)
Lineage: Eukaryota; Metazoa; Chordata; Actinopteri; Cypriniformes; Cyprinidae
Product: C3a anaphylatoxin chemotactic receptor-like
Exons: 2
Coding region: 30-761 (243 amino acids)
Biological process (GO): complement receptor mediated signaling pathway; positive regulation of cytosolic calcium ion concentration; phospholipase C-activating G protein-coupled receptor signaling pathway
Cellular component (GO): plasma membrane
Molecular function (GO): complement component C5a receptor activity; G protein-coupled receptor activity
Source: RefSeq, a predicted model, not a curated record
GCUUAACCAUCUUUACAGAGUUGGUCAUAAUGUUUCACCACCCAUCCAUGUUUGAAAUGUUGCUGACGCAUGAUGAAGUAACAAAAUUGAAGAAGUGGUAUAAAGUCUUGAACAUUAGGGAAGAAAACAUUUACUGGAAUAAUUGUGAAUCGAAUCAUCACAACGGGAGUCAUGAUUACUUACGUAGAAAUCAUCGCAGCUUGUUCAUCGCACGACUGUCCUGUGCAGCGGCCUGGAUUCUGGCUUUAAUUCUCAGUAUCCCUUUUAUGAUGUUAAGAAAGACUAAUACAGACGAUGGCAAAAAGCGCUGCCUGUUUUAUAAAUUUGAUGAAGAGCCAAUGCCAACGUUAAGCAUCAUCAGAUUUGUGUUUGGCUUUUUGGUUCCUCUCAUAUGCAUCACAACAUGCUACGGAUUCAUCGCACGCAAGUUAGGCAGGAGACAUUUUCACUCUGGACGAGCGUUUCGCAUCAUGCUGGCUGUAAUUGUGACAUUUUUUCUGUGCUGGCUGCCGUAUCACAUAGUGCACUUGGUAAUAAUGUACGGAGAGAAAUCAAGUUCCUUGGUAGCUUUGGCAGUGGAUCCGUUGACUGUCUCUUUGGCGUAUUUCAACAGCUGUCUGAACCCCAUUCUGUAUGUUUUCAUGGGGCAGGAUUUUAAGAGCACUGUUAAACUUUCUCUAAGACAUGUUUUUGAAAGAGUUUUCUCUGAGGAGGGAACACAAAUGGCACGAACCACUAGUAGCGGAGCUAAAGUUUUAUAGAUGGGGUUCUCAAGGCUAAUUCAGGAGGUCCAUAGACCAUGACAGACAAUCAGUGUAUAACUCCAAUCUGGCAUAAAAAAGCAUUAAUAAAUCCUAUGAUUGCUGAUUACUUUACAUUACCCCACAUUAUCUAUACAUAUUGUAACAUCCAAUGUUAGUCUAUUGAAACUUAUUUCUCUUACUUCAUCUCAUUAACCAGUGGUUUGGAGCAAAAGAUCUAACAUUUGUAACAACUUGUAACAUGUAUGCUACAGUGAAUUUUGUAAAAGUUGUUCAGAAAAACCUAAAACUUCAAUUAGUUCAAACAGGGCUGCCAACUUUAGACUUAAGCCUAGACUGACAAUUUUUCAAGAAUAAUGAACAAGCUUGCAAAUAAAUACAUUACCAGUCAGAGGUUUUUGAACAGUGAAAGUCUUAGUUUUUAAAGAAAAUACAGCUACGCAUCGCAGUAAUGAAUUACAUUUUAUUAUUCAAAUAAAACUAAGUUAUUUUAAAUGGUAAAAAUAUUUCACAAUAGUUUUGUUAGUUUUGCUGAAUUUUGGAUCAAAUAAAUGCAGGCUUGGUGAACAGAAGAGAAUUAAAAAAAACAUGAAACAUCUUACUGUUCAAAAACUUUUGACUGUUAAUGUAGGCCUACGCUAUUUUUUUUUCAGAAAUUUUCUAAUCUAAUCUAUGCAAGGAGCCCUUUUGUUAGGGUUAAAACUAAAAGUAACUACUGUUCCCUUUCAGUUGGUCACUCUUGACGCCAUGUCAGUGACCGACGAAAAAAACCCUCAUCGUCAGGUUCCUUAGAGAGGCCAGGAGGUUAAACCCUUCCCAGUGCUUAAGGGUGUACUCACACUGCCAGUUUGAACCGUGCCCGAGUGCGUUUGACCACCAAAGCGCGGUUCGUUUGACUAGUGUGAGUGCUCCGAAUCGUGCCCGGGCGCGGCUCGAUUGGCCGGCCCUGGCCCGCUUGGAAGAGGUGGGCCAGGGCAUGGUUCAGUUGGACUCGGGCGCGGUUCGCAUGCAGUGUGAGCGCUAACCGUGCCGGGGCACGGAAAAGGACGCUUUGCAUCACGGUUUUGCGACGCUCCAAAACCAACAUGGCAGGGAAAGGGUCGCUUUGGUCUAUGGCAGAGGUGCAAAACGCAUAAAAAAACUGCAAAGUCCUUGCUGCACUUCAGCUGGUAUCUUGCAAACAUCCUCAUACGAGCAGCACGAUUACGUGAAAAUGUUCGCGCCACUAAGGCGACACAUCUGUUUAACAACAGGCUGUGGACCAAACAACACAAAAUUAUCCACAAAGAAAACAGAGCGAUGCACUCCAUUGUGUUCAUAGAGCGCCGCUCUUCCUGUUUAUCCCGAAACCGUCGCACCAUAAUGACGUAAGCGUGCUCCGGCACGAAUGCUGAAACCCUAUAUGUGAGUGCAGGCCAGAGGGGGAGGGGUGACAAUCGUACUCGGGCCCGGUUCAUGGCAACCGUGCCUAGUGUGAGUACACCCUAAGUCACUACAGCAGGGCCCAUUCGAGCCUUUGCAUUCAGUUGAGCUAAAACUUCUUUCAUUGAAAACUCUGCUCCUGCUUGCACUGUCCUCCAUCAAGAGGGUAGGGGACCUGCAUGCAUUUUCGGUCAACGAUUCUUGCCUAGAGUUUGGGCCGGCUGGCUCCCAGGUAAUCCUGAGGACCUGGUCUGGCUACGUGCCCAAGGUUCCCACUGCAUCCUUCAAAGACCAAGUGGUGAACCUGCAAGCGCUGCCCCUGGAGGAGGCAGACCCAGCCCUGGCUUUGCUCUGUCCCGUCCGAGCAUUGAGAUGCUACGUAGACCGGACACAAAGUUUCAGGACCUCAGACCAGCUCUUUGUCUGUAACGAAGACCGUCAGAAGGGGAGUGCCGUCUCUAAGCAGAGGAUGGCCCACUGGAUUGUGGAUGCCAUAACCCUGGCUUAUCAGGCUCAGGGUGUGCCCUGCCCGUUAAGGUUGCGAGCUCACUCAACUAGAAGUGUUGCAUCUUCUUGGGCGCUGGCUUGUGGUGCCUCGCUGACAGGUAUUUGUAGAGCUGCUGGCUGGGUGACCCCUAACACGUUCGCUAGGUUCUAUAGCCUUCGUGUAGAGCCACUACUCCAGAGUGUCCGUACUAUAGACCCUGUUGAGAUCCUCCAUCACCCUAAGCAGCUGGACACGGCGGAACAUCCGGCCCCAGGCCUUCAUGAUGUAUCCGUGAGAACCGUGGAAGGGUGGGUUCCAUAUUGAGACCUAAGCGGUACUUGUAUGUGUAUAGUCCACGGUAUAGC